Messenger RNA from Cuscuta campestris, 496 nucleotides. Lineage: Eukaryota; Viridiplantae; Streptophyta; Magnoliopsida; Solanales; Convolvulaceae. The record is from the annotation of a GenBank genome assembly.
AGGCUAAAACCCUCUUCCCUCCCCUUCACAUAUAGGCACUCGCUUUCUAUCUACAUUUGAUUCCGUAGCAGCUAUGGCGUGGCGUGGCUCUAUUUCCAGAUCGCUGAUCUCCACUGUUCGGUCCUCCACCGUUCGAUCUUCUCCGCCCCUUUCUCGCAUCCGUCCACCACCAAUCGCCGGCUCUCGCUCCCAAUCCCGCAGCUUCUUCUUCACAGAUCCCAGGACUUUGGGUGGCCUAGCGGCGGCACAAUCGCUGAUGCCUCUGCUUAGCACGACGGCUGGACCUCGGUUGACAUCGCAUUUGAAGGUCGACGUGCGCGCUUGCUGCGAGCUGUCUCAUGGGAGGAGUGGAAAAGAUGGGUGAUGACUGAAGCACUCUCGCAAACAUCCAAAAGCAUGAGACGUUGAGGCUGCAUUAUAGGUUUCUGCUUUUGUUCCUUUCACUUGUUCUUUCUCUUGCUGGCCUAAUCAAUGUUAAUGAAUUUAAAGACUGGGU